This is a messenger RNA of Mytilus trossulus (common blue mussel), 1528 nucleotides long. RefSeq lists its product as uncharacterized. The coding region runs from base 86 to 1447 and encodes 453 amino acids. Lineage: Eukaryota; Metazoa; Mollusca; Bivalvia; Mytilida; Mytilidae. The record is from RefSeq and is a predicted model, not a curated record. The transcript has a single exon.
UUUUUUGGAUACUUAUCCAAUAGGAAUAACUGUAGUGGCAAUUAUACGCUUCCGAUUGGCUAUCUGCAGAGAGAAUGCAGACAUCAUGGUCAGUAAUGCAUUUUUUCUAAUGGUGACUUUAUGCAGUUUCGUUCUCGCCUUGAUUACAGCCGCAACUAAACUAAUUGUCAGAAUCACCACCAUGGAAUCAAACCCAAGCAACAAAACAGACGGAAGCGGAAACUACUUCUGUUUUGAUGUCCGCCAUGAUGGAAUAAAUUACCUUAAUAUUGGUAGUACCAUGUUAAUGUAUAUCAUUCCUUCCAUUAUGGUCACUGCUUUAUAUACAGGACUCGUUAAUAUAUCCUCUUCCUCUAUAACCAGAAUUCAACAAUAUAGAGAUAAUAACAAUAGAAUCACAAUUAUCGAAAGACAUAAUAGCAUUCCCAACAUGUCAGCCACGAAUCGAAUACUCCCAAAUGCAACAGAGGCUAGGAAGACAGGCGCAAAAAAUUGCCAGUCGGUUACAACCCUCAUAAUGUUCUUUUUGGUUUCAACCGUACCGAUAAGCUGUAUUGAGAUUUGUCUAAGCAUAACUUACAGUACUCAACCUCUCAAAAUCUUUCUACUGUAUUUGAAGACUGUUAUGUGUAUUCUGCAUGCUAUCGGAGAAGGGGCACUUUAUAAAGAAAAACGGCGAAGGGUUAUGAUGUUCCUUUAUAAAUACCUCAGCUCAACGACCUCGACGUCUAUUGUUAGAAGGAUGUCGCGUGAUGUACUUGGGCAAGCGGUUAUAUUUCAUACCAAUGUUCAACUGUCAACGUUGAAAGAGGAGUCAAUUGAGACCAUACAUGUACCCGACAACGUUGAACAGUCAAACACAGUAACUCAAGACGAGGUUUUCACAGCGGACAUAACUCUUCGAAAGUCAUCAGCGCUCCAACAAAAUGAAUAUGAUAAGCAGUUAUAUAUAGAAACAAAUAAGAAAAGAGAAAAAAAUGAACGUGUUACCAAUAGGAUACAAGUUAAAAGUACAGAAACUUUCAAAAACUGUGGCAAUACAACGUCUGAGACAGAAGAAAAUCUGAAGAACAACGAUGGCAAAAGCCCGCAGGAAAUGUUUGAAAAUACAAAAACACCUACCAAAUGUAAAACACCAGAUAUAGAUUUAAAGCCAAGGGAUCACCAUGUACAUACGUCACCAAAAGUAGUGCACAGGUGUAAAGAAUCAGCAUUCGUGACGCGUAGUAUCGCUGGAAUAACAAGAAAGAUAAGUUCAUCCAAAAGAUACAAAUCUUUCAGUCCAAUAAAUAACUAUGCUCUUAACAGUCCAUGCAGAUUCUUUGACCAACCUUCCAUACAGUUACACAUAUUUGAUGAUAAUCCUUUGGAGUCAAACAUCCCAUUCUAUGAACAGUCAUCAGGCACAUCUUCCCGUGAUUGGCAACUACAGAAUUCAAGACAUUAAUAGUGAGUUAUGUUGACAUUGAGAAAAGAACUUUACCUGGACAUCACUUUUCUGUUCAUACAAUUUUCUAUCAAAACAUAA